AUGCAGUCAACUAAGCAGUCGCCUAAACCGUCGUCUAGUCAAAAUUAUGAUCUAUUCGAACCUAUACCUUCGUCGUCGUCAAAUAGGAAACCGCUAUCACAUUUUAGAUAUAAUGAUCGUGAUAAUAUUAAAAUCCCGCAAUUUUGGGUUCACUCUCCCCUUUUAUGGAUUCGAUGUGUCGAAUCUGCUUUUUCUAGAGCUGAUAUUACAUCAGAAACAAGAAUGUUUGAUGAAGUAUUAGCUGUUCUUGAUAGUUCAAUAAUUGAAAAAAUAGGGGCGGAUUUGCUAGACAUAAGCGCUACAAAUCCGUAUACGGAACUUAGAGAAGCCCUAGUAAAAAAUUAUGCACCGACGGAAGACCAAAUGAUUUCGUCAUUUCUUAACUCAGGGGAUUUAGGUGACCAACUGCCGUCAGAUUUGCUAAAAAAAUUAAAAUUACUUAUAAAUCCAGAUCAUAGAGGGGACCCUUUUGCUCGUGCUUUACUGAAAAAAUUAUUUUUGGAAAAAUUGCCUAAGGCAAUGCAGUCAAUUCUAGUUGCGUCGGACGAUGAUAGUUUAGAAGAGUUAGCAGAGAAGGCCGAUAAGAUUUAA
Messenger RNA from Styela clava, 591 nucleotides. NCBI's taxonomy places the organism in Eukaryota, Metazoa, Chordata, Ascidiacea, Stolidobranchia, Styelidae. The record is from RefSeq and is a predicted model, not a curated record.